AAUAUGGCCGCGCCCUGACAAAUGUCACAUUAACUUUCCUGCUCAUAACAUUUAGUAAAAAACAAAAACCUCUGUGAAAUUAACGUAACUGGGAUUAAAGCAGCGGUGUAAAUUACAUUUCUGGACUUACUCAGAGGGCACGCCAGCGGACGCCAUGGUACAUUUGUCAUCACUCCUCCUCAAGAAGUACCACGGGGGUUACGUUGUCAUUCGACUGGCUCACGCAGGGCACAAACAAGCCAACAGACCGUUUUAUCGUGUUGUGGCAGCCUACAACAAAAGAGCAAGAGAUGGUAAAUAUAUAGAGCAGCUGGGCACCUAUGACCCGCUCCCCAACAUCUACAAUGAGAAACUUGUCAGCUUCAACUUCGACCGGAUCAAGCACUGGAUUGGUUCAGGUGCACACACUACGAAACCAGUAGCUAAACUUCUAGGCUUGGCGGGAUUUUUUCCCCUGCACCCUAUGACGGUAACUGAGGCAGAGCGUCGGAAAGCGCUGAUGGACCUGACACAAACAGAAACAGCAACAGAAAUAGAAGGUUCUCCGGAGGAGGGACAGAAGCAGACUGAAAUAUGAGCGUUAAAUCUGAGGACUGUUUGUGACUGUCCACUUGAAUUCGAUUAAUUGUUAUUUGCCCCAGAGAAGUAAUUGGUCUGUUUCCUCAUGUUUUUGGGUGGACUGGCUAUAGAUAUAAUGUAAUUGUCACUGGUUUCUUUCUAU
Molecule: messenger RNA, 721 nt
Organism: Cololabis saira (Pacific saury)
Lineage: Eukaryota; Metazoa; Chordata; Actinopteri; Beloniformes; Belonidae
Gene: mrps16
Product: mitochondrial ribosomal protein S16
Exons: 4
Coding region: 155-577 (140 amino acids)
Biological process (GO): mitochondrial translation
Cellular component (GO): mitochondrial small ribosomal subunit; ribosome
Molecular function (GO): structural constituent of ribosome
Source: RefSeq, a predicted model, not a curated record